Vicia villosa (hairy vetch) is the source of this 1091-nucleotide messenger RNA. RefSeq names its product auxin response factor 18-like. Gene Ontology annotation, cellular component: nucleus. The coding region runs from base 6 to 1091 and encodes 361 amino acids. The record is from RefSeq and is a predicted model, not a curated record. Gene Ontology annotation, biological process: regulation of DNA-templated transcription; response to hormone. Lineage: Eukaryota; Viridiplantae; Streptophyta; Magnoliopsida; Fabales; Fabaceae. The transcript has a single exon. Gene Ontology annotation, molecular function: DNA binding.
UUAAAAUGGCAAGAUCUAGGAAAGGAAAAGAAAAAGUUGCAAUAGAGUCAAAGAAGAAUAAGACAGAUGGGAACAAGGAUGUGGAUCCUCAGCUAUGGCAUGCUCUUGCUGGAAGAAUAGUGCAAAUUCCACAAGUUAACUCUAACAUCUUCUACUUCCCUCAAGGUCAUGCCGAGCAUGCAUAUCAACCCGUCAAUUUUCCUGCUGACAUCAAAAUUCCAUCCCAAAUUCCAUGUAGAGUUGCAGCUAUCCAUUAUAGGGCUGAUCCUGACACAGAUGAAGUGUAUGCAAAACUCAGGCUUGUUCCUCUGAAUAAUAGCGAGGUUAGUUUUGAUGAUGAUGCUGUUGCUGGCAUCAAUGAUAUGUCUGUAACUAGGAAUAAAUAUCAAUCUUAUACAAAAACCUUGACACAAUCUGAAGUAAGCCAUGCUUCUUUUGGAUUAUCUUGUCCUAAGAAUUGUGCAGAAACAAUUUUUCCUCCAUUAGAUUAUUCAGGUAACCCUACUUCCCAGGACAUUUCUCCCACGGAUGUUCAUGGUGAAACAUGGGAAUUCAAACAUGUUUAUAAGGAUGCGCGAAAGCGGCAUCUGUUAACAACUGGGUGGAGUGAGUUUGUAACCGAAAAGCUACUUGUUUCGGGGGAUUCACUUGUGUUUCUGAGAGCGGAAAACGGUGAUCUUCAUAUUGGAAUUCGAAGGUCUAAAAGAGGAAACAAAUUUGGAUCUAACCCUUCAUCAAAGAGCAAACCUGUUAAUGAAAUUGGAAUUCAUCUUGUACCAUCCCACGGAGAACUUACCUCGUCUUCAAGAGAGAAAGACGAUAAACCUCAAAAACAUGAUAUAGGAAAUGAAUUGAGAAGUGAUAAGGUGAUGGGAAUUGGGAAAGUGAAGGCUGAAGAUGUUAUUGAAGCAGUAAGACUUGGUGUCAAUAAGCAACCAUUUGAUGUGGUUUACUAUCCUUGGGUUGGUACUCCCGAGUUUUUUGUGAAAACCUCAUUAAUUAGAACAGCAAUUCAGAAUAAGUGGCGUUGUGGAAUGAGGUUCAUGAUGGCCAUUGAAACUGAAGACCCGUCAAUGAAAGCGCUCUGGUAG